GAAAUUGUCUAUAAUUUGCCAUCAAUGUAUUCUACAGAGUAAAUUUCAUGGUGUAUUUUUUCAGUAUUAAUUAAGCACUACUCAACGAUGCCAAAUCCGGGCGGCCCAUACUUGGGCUGUGAGACAUGUCGUCGUCGGAGAAUCAAGUGUGAUAGAGGACGGCCAGAGUGUACCCGAUGUAUCAAAUAUGGCUCUAAAUGUCCUGGCUAUCCACUAGAGCGAGAUGCUCGUUUUCGAAACCAGACCCGCAAAGUUUUAUACCAACAGUAAGUAAAAUGUGCAAAAAGAGUGUCAUAAGUUAGUUGGCGUAUAGCUAAGACGGACAUUUCAGGUCUAUUACAGGAAAUCAAACAACACUUAAUAUGAGUAAUACCAUCCAGAUUAUGUGCCCCAACGCAACAGAGCAGCAGAUGACAGCGUUGGGGCUCGUCGAUCGCGCAACGCUAGGCACGACGCAAACUAAUUCAUCGCUACCAAAACAAUUAAGUGUUUCCGAAUAUAGCAUAUUGACGGAGUUCUUUUUUAAUCAAUCUGUCAUAUCGGUCGGGUGGUAUUCAUUCUUACCGAAGCUUCACUUACGUCCAUCAGCGAAGAGCUGUUUGCAAGCUACUCUCUUCGCCACGUCAUGUUUUCUGGCCGCAAACCAGUUUCGAGACUUAUUAAUGGCUCAAAAGGCUACUAGAAGAUAUGGUGUUGCUCUCCAGGCUAUCAAUGCCGCUAUAGCUGAUCCAAUGCGCGCUUGGCAAGACGAAACACUGGUCUCUAUACUCUUGCUAAACGUGUUGGAUGACAUUACGGGGGAAAGCAGCUUCGGCUCUUACUCUCAUCUUGAAGGAUGCGCACAACUGAUUAAGCAACGGCAAGACAGUGAUUUCCAAACAGAACACUCCGAAGACCUAGCACACUCUAUCGUGAUGCAAAUCCAGCCAGCUAUUUUAGAAGGACAUCGAUCACAGACUAGUACUGUUCGCGAAGAGUUGAUUGGCAAAUGGCUCUACGGACAAUCGCGACCAUCGCCUGCUGUCCGAAUAUUGUCAUUUUGCUUCCAAAUUAGUCGACUUGGCAAAAUGAUACAGGAAGCCCUUGCUGGAGCCACAGCUCGUGAACAAGACGGCACGGUGUUGUUGAUUAUGUUACUUGAAGACGGCAUGAACUUGGAGAAGCGCAUGGCAGACUGGCAUAGGUUACUUGACGAAAGGUGGGAGCGGAAAACUUCGGCCUCAAAAACGAUGGACGGUGUCCUAUUGGACUAUUAUUCCGAUAUACAAGUGGCCAAAACGUGGAAUCACUGGCGCGUUGCCCGUAUAGUCCUUCACGACUCGCUGCUCGACGCCAUCUCAAGCCUCCAACUAUCUGCGCGUGGGUUUCAAGGAAGCCUUGAUAUUUUGCAGGCAAAUUCCUCCGCUAUUAUCACACGAAUGGUCUCAGAAAUAUCAGCAAGUAUUCCUUACCAUUUACAGCAGGUUGAUGAGAAAGGGAGAGCCACUACUCAAACCAGCCAGAGAGUGCUAGGUGGUCGCGCGCUUAUGUGGCCAUUAAAGAUGGUACUGCAGUGUAAAUGGAGUGCACCCUUUUACAAGCAAGAAGCUAUGGAAACCUUGCAAUUUAUUAGCGAUGUUUUGGGAAUAAAGCAAGCUAUUAAACUCCAAGAUAAAACACUCGAGCGUUCUGCAUGACAAUGAGAAUUACAAACGCGGGUGUAUCAGUAUGGAACCUUCUCCAUCUACGAACUUGCUACUAUGGAAAUAGUACUCGCCUAGUUUGACAAAUGGUUGGAAGACCAUAAUCGCACGACCAGUUACAACACACGGCAUCGCAUUGCUCUCGUGCUGGAUGCACAAUCUAUUAAACAUAUCAUGAAACUUCCUGAAAUGUGGGAUAAAAAAACCAAUGGGAUUGACCGCUGCGCCUUUCUAUGUAAAGCCGUAAGUCGAUAGGGGAUCGGUCAGGAUCAGCCUAUUCCAUGAUUGUAUAUAGUCACGGAUAUGUUCUUAGUAUUUUGGUUUAAAGUAAUGUAUGAAGAGAUAUACAGGCUGAUCUAUACAAGCUGAUCUAUCAAGCAGAG
This is a messenger RNA of [Torrubiella] hemipterigena, 2065 nucleotides long. The record is from the annotation of a GenBank genome assembly. Lineage: Eukaryota; Fungi; Ascomycota; Sordariomycetes; Hypocreales; Clavicipitaceae.